UCACAUCAGACACUUCCUCAGUGCUAUCAGAUGCUGUGUGUCACGGACAGCAACUGUGCCUGCUCUCAGUUGUCUCUGUAACAGCAGAAACUGUAUUCACUAGAGGUGGCCUGAAUUCAAAAUGCUAAAGAGGAAGCCAUCCAAUGCUUCAGAGAAGGAGAAACACCAAAAACCCAAGCGCAGCAGCAGUUUUGGGAAUUUUGAUCGUUUUCGGAAUAAUUCUGUGUCAAAAUCUGAUGACUCAAUCGAGGUUCAAGGCAGGGGACUGGCUAAUGGAAGUGAAGAACAAAGCAAGACUUCAAGCAAUGGAGGAAGUCUAGGUAAAAAAGUGCGGGCUAUUUCAUGGACAAUGAAGAAAAAAGUAGGAAAAAAAUACAUCAAAGCUCUUUCUGAGGAAAAAGAGGAUGAAAGUGGGGAGGAAGCCCUCCAAUAUCGGAACAGUGAUCCCAUGAUUGGAACACAUACAGAGAAGAUCUCACUCAAAGCCAGUGACUCCAUGGACAGUCUAUACAGUGGACAGAGUUCAUCAAGUGGAAUAACAAGCUGUUCAGAUGGAACGAGUAAUCGGGACAGCUUUCGACUGGAUGAUGACAGCCCCUACACAGGGCCAUUCUGUGGCCGUGCCAGAGUGCACACAGACUUCACACCAAGUCCCUAUGACACUGACUCCCUUAAAAUCAAGAAAGGAGACAUCAUAGACAUUAUCUGCAAAACACCGAUGGGAAUGUGGACAGGGAUGCUGAACAAUAAAGUGGGCAACUUCAAGUUUAUUUAUGUGGAUGUGAUCUUGGAAGAGGAAGCCGCUCCUAAGAAAAUAAAGGUGACCAGAAGCAGUAAAAGAGAGAAUUCCCAGACUCUGCAGGAGUUCUUGGAGAGGAUUCACCUUCAGGAAUAUACUUCAACACUUCUGCUCAAUGGCUAUGAGACCCUGGAUGACUUGAAGGAUAUCAAAGAAAGUCAUCUCAUUGAAUUAAACAUUGCUGAUCCAGAAGACAGGGUGAGGCUACUGUCUGCUGCCGAGAGUCUCCUGGAUGAAGAAACUGCUGCAGAGCACGAAAAGGAACCUGUGCCUCUCUCCUCAAAACCAGACAUCUUAAGUGAAUCACAGUUAGAGGAAUGCCCGAGGGACUCUGGCUGUUAUAGCUCAUCAGGAAACUCAGAUAAUGGCAAAGAAGAUCUGGAGUCAGAAAAUCUGUCUGACAUGGUACAGAAGAUUGCCAUCACAGAGCCCAGCGACUGAACAUACAUUCUCACGUCCACAGCUGAAUUCCAUUUGAACUCUUUGUCUGCAUUCCAAAGUGCAAAGUGUUUUGUGUGUGUGUGUGUGUGUGUGUGUGUAUGCCAAGUGUUUUAAUCUGAAUGACUGCACAUGCAAAUUUAUAUUUCUCCCUUACCAAUGAGUGUGCAUAAAAUGUAUAUUUAUUAAAUACUAUGUGUUAAAGUUUACCUGCCUAUAACUAGAAAAAAGAUAUAAUGCAAGCCCGUGUGUGGUAUGUACUGUGUUUACCCUAUUUCAUAAGUAUAAAAAAAUAUAGACAUGGAGAGCAUGUACUAAUGUAUAUUAUUGAAUUUUUUAUAGAAGUUUAAGUUGAACUAACUUCUAUAGGUAGAAUAUAUACUCGUUUUUUAAGUACUAGUAAAAUGAAGAUUAGAGACUUAGUUGUACUCAAAGAUGGAGUUUUAGUAACAAUUUUCUGUUUAUUUCUUCACUCUGUUAUCUGAUAUGCAGAUAGAGUUAACAAUAUACUGUCUGUUUUAGUCUAGUAAAUAGUUGUAGAGAAGUGGUCUAGUAAACAAAAAUGUUUUAUCUUUUUAUGUAAAUAUUUUUUAAUUUUUCUAUACCUAAUAAUAAUAAAAUAAACUAUUGUACAUAUUGUA
Molecule: messenger RNA, 1878 nt
Organism: Mastomys coucha (southern multimammate mouse)
Lineage: Eukaryota; Metazoa; Chordata; Mammalia; Rodentia; Muridae
Gene: Samsn1
Product: SAM domain, SH3 domain and nuclear localization signals 1
Exons: 8
Coding region: 122-1240 (372 amino acids)
Molecular function (GO): protein binding
Source: RefSeq, a predicted model, not a curated record